Dicentrarchus labrax (European seabass) is the source of this 4783-nucleotide messenger RNA. RefSeq names its product tetratricopeptide repeat domain 7B (gene ttc7b). Gene Ontology annotation, molecular function: protein binding. Bases 68 to 2968 code for a protein of 966 amino acids. Gene Ontology annotation, biological process: protein localization to plasma membrane; phosphatidylinositol phosphate biosynthetic process. Gene Ontology annotation, cellular component: plasma membrane. The transcript is spliced from 23 exons. The record is from RefSeq and is a predicted model, not a curated record. Lineage: Eukaryota; Metazoa; Chordata; Actinopteri; Moronidae.
GUGAGCAUGAGCUUGACGUCAGCUCGUCUUGUGGUGUUUUGGUCCAGUCGAGCCCCCACUCACCAAAAUGACAGCGAGGAAGUCUGGCUCCCGACUGGAGACCGAGAUAGAGCGGUGCCGUUCAGAGAGUCAGUGGGACAAGAUACCGGAGUUAGUACGACAGCUCUCAGCCAAACUAAUAUCAAACGAUGACCUAGGGGAGCUGCUGCUUGGGGAAUGCAAGCUUCAGACGUACCUGAAGGAGAACCCCAUCAAACAGGGAGCCAGCCCCAGGGGCCCCCAACCCAAACUAGUGGAGGUCAGGAAACACCUCACUGCUGCUCUGGACAGAGGAAACCUCAAGGCCGAUUACCUUCAGGAAGCCAGCGUGCUGAUGGCUAAACUUUGCUAUGUGGAGGGAGAACACAGAGACGCUUUAGGUCACUACAGCAAGGUGAACCUGGACGACAUGCAGCUAUUGGGAGCUCCUGUGUAUAGGCUGUCCAUGAUAGCAGAGGCAUACGCUACUAAAGGACUGUGUUUAGAGAAGGUCCCAGCUGCCUCCCCAUCUCUAUCCAAUAAGAACACUGGCUCUCCGUUGUCCAAUAGGGGCGCAACAGAGCGGGAGCAGGAAAUCAUCACCUGCUAUGAAAAGUCUGGAGACAUUGCUCUGCUCUACCUGCAGGAGGCUGAGAAGGCGUUGUCAGCGGGAAUUCAGAACCGCAGCCCAAAGCCCGGCCCAACAGCCCAAGACCUGGAACUGGGCUACUUCCUGGAGACAGGCCUGCAGAGAGCCCACGUCAUCCACUUCAAGAACGGCAACCUGACUAGAGGCGUGGGCCGGUUUCGGGAGAUUCUUCGGGCUGUUGAGAACAGAACCACCCAGAGCCUGCGCAUGACCAUAGCCAGACAGCUUGCAGAGAUCUUGCUCAGAGGAAUGUGCGAACAGAGUUACUGGUCUCCUCUGGAAGACCCUCCCACAGUGUCGCCAUUGGACGAUCCCACACGGCAAGGACACACUCACAGCAAGAACUACACCCUAAGCCGACGCCCACGAGUGUACUCGGGAGAGAAUCUGUUUUGCCCUCAGGAGAACACAGAAGAAGCUUUGCUGCUGCUGCUCAUCAGUGAGUCCAUGGCUAACCGUGACGCUGUCCUGAGCAGAAUUCCUGAACACAACAAUGAUCGUAUCAUCAGCCUGCAGUCUGCCUCUGUGGUGUACGACCUGCUGACUAUAGCUCUGGGCAGAAGAGGGCAGUACGAGAUGCUGUCAGAGUGUUUGGAGAGAGCCAUGAAGUUUGCCUUUGAGGAGUUCCAUUUGUGGUACCAGCUCGCCCUGUCGCUAAUGGCAGCUGGGAAAUCAGCUCGUGCUGUUAAAGUCCUUAAAGAGUGUAUUCGUCUGAAGCCUGACGACCCCACCAUCCCACUGCUGGCUGUCAAGUUGUGUAUCGGACCUCUGCACUGGUUGGAUGAGGGGGACUGCUUUGCAAAGAUGGUGAUUGACAUGGGAGAGAAAGCAGCAGAGUUCAGAGCCAAAGGCUACCUGGCCAUCGGGCUGGUUUACAGUCUCAAAGCAACUGAUGCAUCAUUGCGAAGCACACAGGAGGAGUACCAGAGGAAAGCUUUGGGAGCCUUCCAGAGAGCUCAGAGUCUGUCUCCUACUGACCAUCUAGCAGCCUUCUACUUGGCACUCCAGCUUGCUGUGUCCAGACAGAUCCCAGAGGCACUAGGCUAUGUUCGACAGGCGUUGCAGCUUCAAGGGGAUGAUGUCCACUCCCUUCACCUGCUGGCCCUGCUGCUCUCUGCUCAGAAACACUACCACGACGCUCUCAAUAUUAUAGAGAUGGCUCUGUCCGAGUACCCUGAGAACUUCAAUCUGCUUUAUACCAAGGUAAAGUUGGAGUCGAUGUGUAGAGGGCCGGAGGAAGCUCUGCUCACCUGUAAACACAUGUUGCAAAUCUGGAAGAGCUUUUACAACCUUACCAACCCCAGUGAUUCUGGGCGUGGCAGCAGUCUGUUGGACAGAGCCAUAGCAGACAGACGACAGCUCAAUGCCAUGACUCUGCCUGACUUCAGUGACCCUGAGACCGUCUCAGGUUCUUCCUCUUCUCUCUCUGGUUUUGAACUGGUCUUCCCCAACUCCCCAUCUACCAUUUCCAACCUCUCCUCCCCACUGUCCUCCCCUUCUUCCCCUGUCUUCAUCCUCCAGCCUCCUCCUUUCCAUCCUCCCAAAAACCCAUCCUUCCUCCCUCCUCUCCCUCCUCCUCCCCCUCCUCCUCCUCCCCCUCCUCCUCUUCCUCCUCCCGCGCCCGCCAAGACCAGGACUCAUUCCUUUUGCAACCACGUCACUCUCCGCCAGCUCUCCUCCAACUGCGGCCUUCAGGACGCUAACACUCUUGGUUUUUCCUCCAUGUUUUCUGUUUGUUCGGUUCAUGCUACAUCUAUAGCAGCGAGUCGUGUAGAGCAGGCACUGUCUGAGGUGGCAUCGUCCCUGCAGAGCAGCGCACCCAAGCAGGGACCAAUGCACCCCUGGAUGACCCUGGCUCAGAUCUGGCUGCAUGCAGCUGAGGUUUACACCAGCAUGUCGAAGCCCGCCGAGGCCUCGGCCUGCACGCAGGAAGCUGCCAACCUCUUCCCCACAUCCCAUAACGUGCUGUACAUGAGGGGGCAGAUAGCCGAGCUGAGGGGCAACAUGGACGAUGCCAAACGAUGGUAUGAAGAGGCCCUGUCCAUCAACCCUACGCAUGUCAAGACCAUGCAGAGACUGGGUCUGAUUCUUCACCAGCUGCAGCGCUACAGUCUGUCUGAAAAGGUCCUGAGGGACGCUGUGCAGGUUAACAGUACGGCUCAUGAUGUGUGGAACAGUCUGGGUGAGGUCUUGCAGGCUCAGGGAAACGCUGCCGCUGCCACCGAGUGUUUCCUCACCGCCUUGGAGCUGGAGGCCAGCAGCCCCAUCCUGCCCUUCACCAUCAUACCCAGAGCACUAUGAAACACACACCCUCACAGUUCUAGCCUAAGUACUGUAGCACAGUGGCACAAAUGAUGGACCUGCAAGUUGCACACACACAAACACAGCAUGCCUGCAUGCCACUUACACAAGGUUUUACUGCCGUACCCUCAGAUACACACACACACACACACACACACACACACUCACUGUAUACAGAUUCAAAUAGUACACAUGAACAUGCCUACCCGCCACCCACCCUUCCUACAAUGCCUUGUUGUGGCUGUGACACCUGACACCUGUGUGUGAGGGUAUGUGUCUGUAUGCGAGUGUGUGUCGAUUUGCGUGCCUGUUUGUGUCUGUGCAUGUGCACCCAUGUCUGUGUAUGUGUGCCAACAUGUUGCCUGUGCAUUUGUGUCUGGUUGUAAGUGAUUUGUAGUAUGCCGUGUGUGUUUGUUGUUUUUUCCUGUUCAAAAAUGUAAAUAAGACUCAGUUUGAGUUCCCACCCUGCCGUCGCUAGCAUUCAGAACAGUUUACAUUUUGUUUACGUUAUUUAGUCCAAAAAUACACACACACACACACACACAGUUUCCUUUUCCUUUCACACACUGAGGGUAAGUUUAGACUAUCUGACAAAAAAUAAAUGUGUUUUAUUAAUGUUUCCUUUGUAAGCCAAAUAUUACUGAUAAUCUCAACCAGACACACACACACACACACACACGUUCACUUGCUGUAUGGCUGGUUUAGAACAGCCAGAUCUUUGAGAAUCAACUAGAGCAUCAAGAAAUAAGAUCAAGGGAUCGCUGAGGAAUCAAUCAGUAAAGUCUAAAUGCCAAAACACAGGCUGCAUUUACACACACGGGAUAUCAGAUUUGAAACGUCCAAUGGAUAGCUGCCAGUUCUUGAAUUAAAGCACUCUUUUUCUCACGUGUCAAUCCUUUAAUGCUCCUUUGUUGAACCAUACUUCCAUGACAUUCUCUGGUUUAACACAUUUUCCCAAUAUGUGCACUGUUCUCCAAGGGAAGUUUUGGAGCUAAAGGAAUAGUUUGAAUUUUCCUUUCUUACUGAGUGUUAGAUGAAACGAUUGCUACCACUCUGUUUGUACGGUAAAGGUAAAGCUACUACCAGCAGCACAUUAGCUUAGCAAACAGCAGCUAAGGCUCAUCUAUUAACACUGUAGGUUUCUGUACAGAUACAUGAAAUGUAAUGUAAGUGUAAAAAGAUUUAAGUUUAAAUAGAGACAUGCUAAUUUGUGAGCUUUAGAUGUGCUGGUUAGCCAGGCUAGUCCUUUUCCCCCCUGUUGCUGGUCUUUAUGCUAAGCUAAGCUAACCGGUUGUUAGCUCUACCUUCAGGCUACUAGCAGCUGUAGUCACCUCCAAAAACUCGAUAAUGUUACAGAUAACCUGUGAAGUUUCUUGUAAAUUUGUAGAAAACUGGAGCUCCUGUGAAACAUUCAUAGUUUAACAAAGUGUAAUCAUAAAUGGGAGGAAUCUGUUACACACGUUUUCUCAAAAAUCAGAUUUUCUGUUGUGUGUAAAUGCAUCCAGUGAUUGUGUUGUCUUUGUGUCCUGUCACAGUCAUGUUAAAUACAACUAGAUAAAUAUAGUUUUUUUGUUUCAUUAUAAAUACAAAUGAUUAUUGUUGUAUAUUUGAUUGUUCCAAGUGUAUUAUUGUUAUUAUUUUAGAAAGUAAAUUAUAAUUCUAUUUUCUGGAAAGUUAUGCUGUUGGGGGAAUAAAAGGAUGAAGCUGAUUGAGUUUGUUGAUAUGAGCUCAGUCAGUGAGUCCUUUGUGCUGUAAAUGAAUGACUGAAAUUAGGAUGAUAAUAAUGAGAGAUAAUAAAAGUGGUCAAAAACUUUA